Molecule: messenger RNA, 852 nt
Organism: Paramecium tetraurelia
Lineage: Eukaryota; Ciliophora; Oligohymenophorea; Peniculida; Parameciidae
Exons: 3
Source: RefSeq, a predicted model, not a curated record
AUGGGGUUGUCUCCAUUAGUGUGUGGAGAUGUUACAGAGGAAAAGGAUUGUUUAGAUAUCAUAAAUGGAAUUUAUCUAUGCAAAUGGACAACGAAUGGAUGUGUUAAUAUGAAAUGUGAAUUAGUAAAACCUCCUUGUGAUUAGUUGAUUUAUGAAAAUAAGGCUUGCUCAACAAGUGGGACCAAUUGCGUUUCAGUUUCAGAAUGCUCAGAGAUAGACAACUAAAGCUCGUGUGGAGUAGUUAAAGCAGGUGGAAGGGAUUGCAUCUGGGAUACUUUAUGUAGAAUGAAAUAAUGUUCUGAUUAUGAUCAAGCAAACUGCAAAGUGUCUAACGAUGACAAUUGUGUCUUCAAAGAUGGAACAUGUCAAAAGUUAGUAUUUUGCACUGAUAUCGUUACUAAGGAUUUAUGUUAGACAAUUGAUUUGGCUGAUUAAUGUGCAUGGAUAAAUGAUAAAUGCGACAUUUUUGAUUGCAAAAAAUUUACUAAUUCGGAAGAAUGUUUUUCAGCUGUCUCUAAGACUGACUCAUGCUUUAAUGGGGCAGUUGAUAAUACUGUUAACUGUAUGAGUUGUUUCUCGUUGAAAAAUCAAUGUGAUUGCUAACAAUACGGGCUUUAUGGUUGUAAAUGGGAUACCUAAACAGGAGGAUGUAUUCGUUAAAAAUGUGAAGACUUUGAGGAUACAAUUACUUGUCAAUAGGCUUUCGAUGGUUUGACUUGCGUAUGGUAUAAGCCCAUGGAUUAAUGUAAAUCAAUAGCGAAUGCGAAUGAAUUAGAUAGAUAAUGCGAUCUUUAUGUCUUCAGUCAGACUUUGACAUUUGGAUUGCUUGUUUCGUUGAUCAUCUAUAUAUGA